CUACCACACUUCAGCCAGGCAAGAGCAGGGGAGAGCAGUGAGCUUUUCCCAGCAGGAAUGGUGCAGUCUCUGGGACUUUUUGGAAGUACUCACGUUUCCUCUUUCUUGAGAGGGAAUUAGCUAAUGGCUCAGAGACAUCCCCAAAACAACAGGCCAGUGCUUCUGACAAAGCGUGGUGGAAGAACACCUGGUGUGCACCUCUCUCCUCCGAUGGUGGCAAAGUCAGUACAAGAGCUGAUGGAGGAGACCCUGUCUGAAUGCCAUACCUUAGGCCAAGCCCUGACUGCUCUCUCGGGUGGACUGGCAAAGCUUGAGAAGCGCCUGGAAGAGACCGGCCACCGAGUGGAAGCUCUGGAAGCAAAGGUGGUGUCCACCCAAGGCUGUGUUGUCAAGCACUCUGCUCUGAUGAGGGAGCUGGCGGUAGGGCGUCUGGUGGCUGAGCGCAGGCUGGAGAGCCUCGAGAACAAAGCGCGAUCUCGCAAUCUGAGGGUCACUGGGAUCCCAGCUGCUGUCGGAGAUGUAAACCUCAUCCCGUUCAUAGAAAAUCUGGUGCCGGCUGCCUUGGACUUAAAUGGCAAAGAGGUUCCUAUCUGUAUAGAAAGUGCCUACCGUCUCCCAGCAAGUAAUGCCCAGGAGGGAAAUGGCAGUACUGUGCUCAUAACGCUCUCCGACCUACGGCAUCGGGAGAGAAUCCUGAAGGCAUCGUGGGCUUCCUGGAGGACAAAGUUCCACGGACACGAGGUAUCCUUCUUUCCUGACCUCAGCCCAGCCACCUACGCCAGACGGAAGCAUUUCUUGUCACUCAGGAGGCAUUUUUUGAAGGAAGGAGCUCGGGCUUCUGUAUUGUACCCUGCAAAGUUAAAGGUUGUUCACCAGGGGAAAGCCUACAUCUUCAAGGACAGCCUAUCUGCGGCUCAGCUGCUGGAUACAAUCCGACAAGAAAGGAUGACUAUGACUUUGAUCCGCAACAGGCUGGGGCUGCUAGUCCUAGGAGUCCUUGUCACCUUUGUCCUCUACCUGUUGCUCCCUGCGAUCCAGCAUGAGAGGUUUACAUCCUCAGUAGACAUACCCAAGCCACGGGCGAUGGAAGAAGAGAUAAGGAAGGGACAAGCUGCUGGCAAUGUCACCAUCUUGACAGGGACAGUGCUGCAAAACCCCUCUGUUUUCUUUAGAGAAGCUGUGCUGGCACAGAAAGAUGGAAGUUCUUCCACUGAAAGACUGGCGGUGAUCUUCCUGCAUGGCCAGUCCUUCACUUCCAAGACAUGGGAGGAAUUGGGAACACUGUCUUUGCUUUCUGAGAAUGGGUAUCGCACAAUAGCUAUCGACUUGCCUGGCUAUGGGGACUCCCCACACUCCAGUGCUGUUGAGACAGCACAAAGCCGUGUUGCCUUCCUGCAGCAAAUCUUCAAGGAGCUGGGCCUUCAGAAGCCUGUUUUGAUAAGCUCAUCUAUGAGUGGGCGCUAUUCCAUCCCAUUUCUCCUGGCCAGUGGGGAACAACUGACGGGCUUUGUGCCAAUUGCACCUGUGAGCACCAAGGACUUUACUACACAGCAGUAUCAACAGGUCAAGACUCCAACCUUGAUCAUCUAUGGAGAGCGGGACACUGGCCUGGGCACUGAGUCUCUUCAGAGCCUUCAACAGAUCCCCAAAUCCAGAGUGGUCAUGCUGCCUGGAGCCAGCCACGCCUGUUACCUUGACAAGCCGCAGGAGUUCCACAAAGCACUCCUGAACUUCCUUCGUGAGCUCAAAUGAUUGUGGCACCCUGCCUAUCUGCCCUGCCCUCCUUCUCUUACUGGGAAAGAAUCCAGACUGAAUCUAUGCCGUUGAACUGGGAUGCUGCUGUGUCUUUGGAUCUGUUUCUCCAUAUUUAAAGGGCCCCAGGGGGCUUGCUGACUUUAGACGGGAGGAGAUUCUCGCUGUUUGCUCGUGGGGCUGCUCCUGGCGUGACUGUCUGAAUCGUGCAGUUGGGUGGAAAUAUUGGAUCAAGGGACUCUGGAGUAGGGUGCUGGCCUUUUUCAAGUUGUUCGUUGCGACGGGGUUUGGAGAACUUGAUCUGCACGCCCCUAUCAACCUUUUGCCCCAUUUAAGAACUGAUCCGUUUGGAUGAAGAUGCAAGUUUGAACUGCAGUUUCUUAUUUCAGGAGCACAAGCCACCAAUGUUACGUCGAAGCGACGCAUCUUCGUCGCCAGCUGACUACUUCUUUUGGUGUGUCCAUUCAUGUUCUAAGGAUCAAGUGCUUUCUAUGUACUUGGUGCUUUUCCUUCUCCCUUCUUUAUUGGGAAGGGUCUCCUCAAACUUGUCUGUCAAUGGAAGAAGCCGGCGUGGGCUGCUGUGCUUGAAUGACGAUGCUCUAAUAGAAUGUGUUUGUCCUUGUUUGGAAUAUGUGAACAGGAACAAACCAUGGUAGGAGGAGGUGAUGUCCAGGAGGCCUUUGGGGGACUUAAAGAAAUCCUUCAACAAGAACAAAAAACACUAUUUAAAUCUCUCUUUUUUCCCUUUAACUUUGGUGGUAAUGGUAUUGCCUUGGGACCCCAGCUGUAGCAGGUUGGCUGUAUGUGGGUGAUCUAUUUUGUUAGGGUGUUUAAUUGACUCGUGUCCAAGAAAGACGGGGUGGGGACAUGGGGAGAGUGAUAUAACAAGCUUCCAAGGUAUGUAGUCCAUAUGUUAUGGUAGGGGAUGAUUGCUCCUGCUCACUAGGUCAUAAGCUAUUUCGUUUUUUGAGUGUUGCAAAGCAGUUCAAGGGUCAAUAAAUAAUUUGUACAGUU
This is a messenger RNA of Elgaria multicarinata webbii, 2766 nucleotides long. RefSeq lists its product as uncharacterized. NCBI's taxonomy places the organism in Eukaryota, Metazoa, Chordata, Lepidosauria, Squamata, Anguidae. The record is from RefSeq and is a predicted model, not a curated record. Gene Ontology annotation, cellular component: cytoplasm. The coding region runs from base 124 to 1752 and encodes 542 amino acids. The transcript is spliced from 5 exons.